This is a messenger RNA of Leptosomus discolor (cuckoo roller), 566 nucleotides long. Lineage: Eukaryota; Metazoa; Chordata; Aves; Leptosomiformes; Leptosomidae. The record is from RefSeq and is a predicted model, not a curated record.
AUGAACUCUCUCCUCGCCGUCGCUGUGCUGUUGGCUUCGGGCUUGUCCCCAGCUCACGGGAGCCUUUGGGAGCUGCACAAGAUGAUCACGAAGGCGACGGGGAAAAACGCCUUGCUGCAUUACUCCACCUACGGCUGCUACUGCGGCUUGGGGGGCAAGGGGCAGCCCAAGGACGCCACGGACAGCUCCUGGUGCUCCCAGCUCUCCUGCGAGUGCGACCGCAGCCUGGUGCUCUGCCUGAAGCGAAACGUCGGGAGCUACAGCAAACGUUACCGCUUCUACCCCAAGUACUGGUGCCGAGCCCGCGGGCUGGACACGGAGGGCAGCCUCUCCCCGGGAGAAGGGGCUGGCAGCGAGGAAGCGGAGCCGGAGCGAUCCCCCGGCCUGGGUGAGAGGAAGAUGAGGGUCCUGCUGAUGCUGGCGGUGCUCUUCGCCUGCAGUGUGCCCGCAGCUCGUGGGAAGCUCCCACGCACGUUUGCACCAGGACUCGAGGGAAGCACCGUGGGAAAUCUGACGGCCUACGGCUGCUACUCGGGAUGGGGCACAUCGAGGGCUUCAGUGGACCG